Messenger RNA from Paraglomus brasilianum, 579 nucleotides. The record is from the annotation of a GenBank genome assembly. Lineage: Eukaryota; Fungi; Glomeromycota; Glomeromycetes; Paraglomerales; Paraglomeraceae.
AUGAAGCUAUACUCGAUUACCGUUUUUUCUAAUGUUUCCACGGAGUUGAAGUUAUUGGCUGGAGAAUUCGAGCUCUCAAACUUUGGAUAUUUUCAGCGUGGAAGCGUACAAGAAUUCCUGACCUUCUUCUCCAAGACUGUGGCAGAACGUACUAAACCAGGACAUAGACAGAGUGUUGAAGAAAGCAGUACGCAUCUUACUGAUUUCAAUGAAGGUCUAUCGGGCAUCAUAAUCACAGACUCUGAAUAUCCUCAACGAGUUGCAUUUUCUCUGGUGAAUAAAGUCCUUGAGGAAUUCCUGGUGCGGUUUCCCAAACAGACUUGGACACAAAAAAUUACUUUUCCGGAAUUGAGAGAGUAUUUGAUCCAGUAUCAAGAUCCAAAACAGGGAGAUCAGAUUAUGAAGGUGCAAGAACAACUGGACGAAACCAAACAAGUUAUGAAUAAAACCAUUGAGAGUCUUCUCCAGCGUGGAGAGAAACUAGAUGAUCUCAUCGAUAGGAGUAGAGAUAUAUCCUUUCAGUCCAAGGCUUUCUAUAAACAGGCAAAGAAGACGAACAGCUGUUGCGUAAUCCAAUGA